Nasonia vitripennis (jewel wasp) is the source of this 1558-nucleotide messenger RNA. It is a transcript of the gene Cpap3-b, whose product is annotated as cuticular protein analogous to peritrophins 3-B. Gene Ontology annotation, cellular component: extracellular region. The transcript has 5 exons. Gene Ontology annotation, molecular function: chitin binding. Bases 234 to 1286 code for a protein of 350 amino acids. The record is from RefSeq and is a predicted model, not a curated record. NCBI's taxonomy places the organism in Eukaryota, Metazoa, Arthropoda, Insecta, Hymenoptera, Pteromalidae.
CUCGCGGGCCAGCAGCAGGCGCGCUCGCGGGGCCUCAAGGUGGGGACGCAUAUAAGGCCCACGAGGGGUCCCGUUCAGUAGUAGUCUCUAGUGAUCGACACAUUCAUUCACAGCAGCCCGGGGACUCCCGCACACACACACAAACACACAUAAGCAGAGCUGUGCGGCCACAUCGAUUUUUGACCGAUCUCCUUCUCACUCUGGGCCCUAUCGAGCUCUUUUAGGCCGGCAACAUGAGGACCCAGGUGCUGCUCUGCUGUCUACUUCUGCUCGGCGUCGCGACGGCGCUGGCGACGCGCAAGGAAGAGGCCGCCGAGAACAACCGGCGCAAGAACUCGCAGCCCUUCUACAGGAAACAACCAGCCCGAGUCGCACCCACACCCGCCGCUCCGGAGGACGACGCUGCCGUCGAGGAGGAAACCGCACCUUCGGUCACGUCGCCGCUGCUGACGCGCAAGCAGGAAGCCGCUGAGAUCAACCGACGCAAGAACAACCAGCCCCUGCUGAACCGACACCCGGCCCGAGUGACAUCUGAGGACGAGUACGACGAGGAGGAGGCCGGCGAGUUCUCGGACCAGUGUCCCGAGCCCAACGGCUACUUCCCCGACGCCGAGCAGUGCGACAAGUACUACGACUGCCGGGACGGCAAGCUCACCGAGAAGCUCUGCCCCGACGGCCUGGUCUUCAACGACUUCAGCCCCCAGCACGAAAAGUGCGACCUACCCUUCGGCAUUGACUGCAGCAAGCGGCCCAAGCUCCAGACGCCGAUACCCACGGCCCACUGCCCGCGCAUGCACGGCUACUUUGCGCACGAGGACCCGACCAACUGCAACACCUUCUACUACUGCGUCGAGGGUAAAUUCAACAUGAUCAAGUGCCCCGACGGCCUGGUCUUCUCCGAGAAGACCGGCAUCUGCACCUGGCCCGACGAGGCCCACAAGACCGGCUGCGGUUCCCGGGAGCUCUUCAACUUCACCUGUCCCAAGGUCGACGAGUCCGUCGCUGCAACCCAUCCCCGCUACCCCGACUCCGAGGACUGCCAGUUCUUCUACGUCUGCAUCAACGGAGAGACGCCCAGGAGGAGCGGCUGCAAGCUCGGACAAGCCUUUGACGAGAGCACCGGCAAGUGCGACUGGGCCCGUAAGGUCCCCGAGUGCAAGGAAUGGUACAAGGGUGUGCUGACAGACGCCGAGCUCGACGCCCUGGAGAACCCGCCCAAGGCCAAAACCAGCGGAUCCUCCAGAAGGAAGGGACCCAAGCGCGGAGCCGAACCCGCCGCGGAAUAGAUUGUGAACUCUAGGAAGCAACGACACGACCUCCUUUUCAAUCGCAAUAAAUUAUGCAACUUAAUGUGAAAAAUAAACAACUGCUUUUGUACGCGCUUCGACGCGAUGAUGUUCCCGAUAGAGGAUGAUACAAUAUUUGGAGGCGCAAAGACUGAAGUUUCUAUAUGUUUUUAUACGCUACUACGAUAUUAAAUUGUUAUAAGAAUUCUCUUUUUUUGUACGAUAAUAUAAUAAAGAUGUUCUUGCUCGCGAGAACGACAAACAACAACGAA